GAACUGGUUUUUAAUAAAUCUGUGCUAGCUAGUUUUAUUAAUUUAUCGCUCUUUUUUGGUUUUGUAUUGCUACAAAUGUCUAUCAUUCCAUUACUGAGCGCGGAAUUUUUGAAACUCAUGUUGUACAUUCAACUGAGUUUGGCCUUAUUCUUUGGAGACGCAUAUCUUUCAACCAUUGUUCAAGCAGAGUGCCUCGGAGUCAGUCAUUCGUGUAGCGAAAUCCAUUUUGUUGGCACAAACCUAAAAUUUCAAAAAGCCUUAGUGAUGCUAAUGGCUAAGACACAGAAGCCAGUAACGUUCACAAUUGGGCGUUUUGCACCGUUGUCUAUUAACUCCGUUUUUACAGUAAUCAAAGCCGCGUUUUCUUAUUUUAUGCUUGUGCAAAGUUUUAAAAAAGAAGAGCAAGGUAACUAGUAAUCUAGAGGAUCGUGUGCUGCUCAAUGGUAUACAACUAUCCCUUCGUUGAUAAUCUCUCACCUGUCACUUCAAUAGGCUAUAGAGAUAGACAAAACCUUCACUCGGCACAUAAGUUAUACCAUUGAAUUUAUCUA
Photinus pyralis (common eastern firefly) is the source of this 551-nucleotide messenger RNA. RefSeq names its product odorant receptor 59b-like. Bases 76 to 414 code for a protein of 112 amino acids. The transcript has 3 exons. Gene Ontology annotation, cellular component: plasma membrane. Gene Ontology annotation, molecular function: odorant binding; olfactory receptor activity. Gene Ontology annotation, biological process: sensory perception of smell; detection of chemical stimulus involved in sensory perception of smell. The record is from RefSeq and is a predicted model, not a curated record. NCBI's taxonomy places the organism in Eukaryota, Metazoa, Arthropoda, Insecta, Coleoptera, Lampyridae.